Hevea brasiliensis (rubber tree) is the source of this 1786-nucleotide messenger RNA. RefSeq lists its product as uncharacterized. The record is from RefSeq and is a predicted model, not a curated record. The transcript is spliced from 11 exons. The coding region runs from base 5 to 1459 and encodes 484 amino acids. Lineage: Eukaryota; Viridiplantae; Streptophyta; Magnoliopsida; Malpighiales; Euphorbiaceae.
AGAAAUGGUAGUUAUGAGAAUAGGCAUGGCAUUGUCUCUUCCGGUUCCGAGCUCCCCAAUUUGCUCCCUAAGAAACUUCGCUCCCUCCAAGACGUGGUCUUCUGCUCCCCCGGCGACUCUAAGGGCUGUGAAGAUGAAGCCUGAGACCUGUACGGCCGAUGAGCUGCACUAUGUCCCUGUUUCCUCUUCCGAUUGGAAACUCGCUCUCUGGCGUUACCUGCCUUCUCCUAGGGCGCAGCGUAGGAAUCAUCCUCUUUUGCUUUUGUCAGGGGUUGGAACAAACGCUAUUGGAUAUGAUCUCUCUCCUGAGUCUUCGUUCGCACGCUUCAUGUCUGGCCAAGGGUUUGAUACGUGGAUUCUGGAAGUUCGAGGAGCUGGAUUGAGUGCAUUGGACGUGGACGACUAUGACGACGAUUCUGAGAUUUCUUUAUUAGAAGGUGAAAGAACAGAUACAGACUAUAGAUCUAAUAAAUCGACUUCCAAGUUGUCGGAGAAAUUUAUCCAUUUAUUUGAAAGACUCUCAGGCGUUCUUGACGAUGGGAAAAACUCUGCUAUUGCAAUCCAAAUUAAGGAUUUUACUAGAAAGAUUGUCGGUUUUAUUGAAGAUGGCCAUCAAUCUGCCAAAGCACAGUUUUAUGACUUCCAAGAGCGCAUUUCUACUUCACUUGAGGAUUUUCUCAAACAGCUUCACUUGAUUGUGAAGUAUGAUUGGGACUUUGAUCAUUACCUGGAAGAGGAUUUGCCUGCUGCGAUGGAGUACAUAAGGAUCCAAUGUGGACCAAAUGAUGGCAAAUUGCUUGCAGUUGGGCACUCCAUGGGGGGCAUUCUUCUAUAUGCUAUGCUCUCACAAUGCUCUUUUGAAGGAAGGGAUUCAGGGUUGACAUCAGUUGCCACUUUGGCUUCAUCACUUGACUACACACCUUCAAAAUCAUCUCUCAAAUUGCUCUUACCAGUGGCAAACCCUGCAAAGACACUAAAUGUUCCUGUUAUUCCAAUUGGAGUAUUGGCAGCAGCUGCUCAUCCUUUUGCAUCUCGUCCUCCUUACAUCUUGUCUUGGUUAAAUUCUCAAAUUUCUGCUCCAGGCAUGAUGCAUCCACAAUUGUUUGAAAAGCUCGUUAUGAACAACUUCUGCACGGUACCUUCUAAACUUCUCUUGCAGCUGACAACAGCAUUUCAGGAGGGUGGAUUAAGAAACCGGAAUGGAUCUUUCUUUUAUAAGGAUCGCCUAGGCAAAAGCAAAGUUCCUGUGUUGGCAAUUGCUGGUGAUAAAGAUCUCAUCUGUCCACCAGAAGCUGUAUAUGAAACCGUAAAGGUCAUCCCUGAGCAUCUUGUUACUUACAAAGUUUUCGGGGAUCCCUGGGGUCCACAUUAUGCUCACUAUGAUCUAGUGGGAAGUUGUCUGGCUGCAAAUCAGGUGUAUCCAUGCAUAAUCGACUUCCUCAAUCGUCAUGACAUAUGACAAAUUUCUCACACUAUUUGAAUUUCUGCUUCUUUAAUGAUUAAUUCUUUUAUCCACAAAGGAGUACUGAGAUUAACUAAACAAUACCCAACUCCAAGCAAGAGGUCUUCAAAAUUCUGAUCAUUGCAUAUUGGCAUAGAAUAGAGGUCAAGGUAUCCCUGGCUUUGUAUUUACAACUUGUGUAUAAUCAUUUUAAUACAUUAUUACAAGGGAAAUAGCAAUUAUGACCUUAGAUGAUAUACAACAGUUGUACAAGUGGCGGUAUAUAGUUUUAUUGUGCUAGGCUUGUAACGAGAAAUGAUAUCAAUGAAAGAUGUAUAUGUAUCA